Astyanax mexicanus (Mexican tetra) is the source of this 2226-nucleotide messenger RNA. RefSeq names its product BSCL2 lipid droplet biogenesis associated, seipin, like (gene bscl2l). Gene Ontology annotation, biological process: lipid droplet organization; lipid storage. Bases 362 to 1606 code for a protein of 414 amino acids. Gene Ontology annotation, cellular component: endoplasmic reticulum membrane. The record is from RefSeq and is a predicted model, not a curated record. NCBI's taxonomy places the organism in Eukaryota, Metazoa, Chordata, Actinopteri, Characiformes, Acestrorhamphidae. The transcript has 10 exons.
UAUAAAAUGUUAAUCCGGGGACGUUAGCAGUGACGCUGUCUCUAAUGUACGUCUGUCUCAUUAGCUGUGGCUCAGCUGGAGCUCAAGGACAGAACCUGAACUCUUCCACACUGGGUUAAGAGUCUCCGGGUGUUCCAGGCACUUGCCCUUUUCCCCGAAUGAGACAACGAAGACCACUCAAAGAGCGCAACACACCAGAGGAACAGACCAACAUUAUAAAUCCUGGAUUCCUGGGCACAGAGUGUUUCAGGAAGAUGAUGAGGAGGGGAUUGAGAGGAGUGGGUGGGCAGUCCAUGAGGAGCCGGCAGAUCUGAAAGGUGUGAGUAGUCUCAGACUAACAGUAUUUGCAGAAGAACUGCUAAUGUCAGGCAGUUGUAAAUACCAGAGCUCAGAGAUGGACGACAUGGAGAGCGAGGACCCCAACAUUCAGGAGCUUGGGAAUCAGAUUGGGGGUCUAGUGAUGGGCAUCCAAGAAGCUCUGACCAUUCUGUUUAUCAGGAUCCGACAAAGAGUUCUACAGACUACUAUUCUUCUGUGCGUUCUCCUGCUGAUGCUCUGGGUGGCCAUAUUCCUCUAUGGGAGUUUCUACUACUCUUUCAUGCCCACUGCCAGUUUCAUCACUCCUGUGCACUUCUAUUACAGAACUGACUGUCCAACUCCCCACCACUCCAUCUGCUCUUUACCAAUGGCAAACUUUUCACUGCUUAAGAAUGGAAAGAAACAGGUAAUGACAUAUGGGCAGCCCUACCAGAUCACACUGGAGCUGGAAAUGCCAGAGUCUCCAGUCAAUGAGCAGCUGGGAAUGUUUCUGGUGAAGAUGUCCUGCUACUCCAGUGAUGGGCAGGUUGUUGAUACUGCUGCACGUUCUACCAUGCUGCACUUCCGCUCCAGCCUGCUGAAUUCUCUGGGCACUCUGGCGUUCUUUCCCCUGCUACUGAUGGGCGCAACCGAGCAGAAGCAGUACGUCCUAGUGGAACUCUAUUCCUCUUAUGUAGACAACUCGUAUAAGCCUACUGUUGGAGCAGUUGUGGAAAUCUACUCCCAGCAGGUUCAGAUCUACAAAGCCCAGCUCUACAUCCAUGCCCACUUCACUGGCAUAAGAUACAUCCUCUAUAAUUUCCCCCUGGCUUCAGCUGUGGUGGGCGUGCUGAGUAACUUCACCUUUCUCAGCAUGCUCAUCCUCUUCAGCUACCUGCAGAUGGCUCUGAAUGGCAUCUGGCCAAAUCGACAGGAUGCACGUUGGAAUCAAUUCAGGCCGAGGAGAAGAGAUGUUUCAGAAGCCACAGGUCUCUAUGAGAGAAACGCACAACCUGAGGACAACAGUACAGGCCCAAAAACAAAUAUGUCUGGUGCAUCAGUAAUGGGACCCAGUGACAUCACGGAUUCCAACCCUGGCAAGAUGGAAGAGUCUAUUCUGGAUGCAGGGGUGGAGGACAUUGUAGAGAUAAAUAACUCCAAAUGCUGUGAUGAAAACCACUGCAUACCCGAGGCACAGAAUGAAGAAAUAUACUUGAAACUUAGGUUUCUGUCUGAGGGAGUGUCUGAUCCGCCUGCAGAUGCUACAGACAAGGCCUAUUACCGCACUGGAACAUGUCUGAGCUCUUAGAACACAGCAGUUGGGAAGUUUAGUAAUGAGGCUAAAGGUUAUGAUAAGCAAAAGGGGACAGUGAGCUGCUGUUCUCAGUUAUCAGCAGAAUUUGAGCAGCAGAUUCAGUCAGGCAGGGUGGCGGUAAACAUUGUAUUUGAAUGAAAAAGAUAGGAAUGUGCACUCCAGUUGGUUGAUUAGUUAGUUGCCUGUCAAGACGCUCUCCUAUUACACACUCAUUUCUUAUAAAGUAGAUGUACUGUACUGUCAUGUUCAGACAUGGGUUGUGUAAUCACUCAGAUAUCCAAAUCUAUGGCCCUUUUUCAAGAAAUUCAACACUGCAGAGCCAACAACAUUUGUUUGUGGUUUACUUGUGGAAAGCAAUGUCUGUAUUUGCAUUCAUUUACAUGUCCUUUCUCUUCACACAAGUUAGUCAAAGAUGACUGGUUGCUCUUGGAAUAACUAAUGCCUCCAUUGUAUAUUAUGUGUUUAUGUGCCCAUUGAUAUAUUAUGUCAUUUUAGAGCAAAAAAAGAUCAACAGCUUUUCGUUUUUUUCUGUUACUGAAGGAGAGGGUUAAUGUUGUACUAUUGUAAAAAAAAAUGGAGCCAAUAAUAAAGAAGUAAAGAUUACCACACAUUAA